Messenger RNA from Indicator indicator, 807 nucleotides. It is a transcript of the gene SNAI2, whose product is annotated as snail family transcriptional repressor 2. NCBI's taxonomy places the organism in Eukaryota, Metazoa, Chordata, Aves, Piciformes, Indicatoridae. The transcript has 3 exons. The record is from RefSeq and is a predicted model, not a curated record. The coding region runs from base 1 to 807 and encodes 268 amino acids. Gene Ontology annotation, molecular function: DNA-binding transcription factor activity, RNA polymerase II-specific; RNA polymerase II cis-regulatory region sequence-specific DNA binding. Gene Ontology annotation, biological process: regulation of DNA-templated transcription.
AUGCCACGCUCCUUCCUGGUCAAGAAACAUUUCAAUUCAUCCAAAAAGCCGAACUACAGCGAGCUGGACACUCAUACAGUGAUUAUAUCCCCAUACCUGUAUGAAAGCUAUCCAGUCCCUAUCAUACCACAACCAGAGAUCCUGAGCUCAGUAGCUUACAAUCCCAUUACCGUGUGGACUACAACCGGGCUGCUACCAUCUCCAUUACCCAGCGACCUCUCUCCGCUUUCUGGAUACCCCUCGUCUUUGGGAAGAGUCAGCCCACCUCCGCCUUCUGACACCUCCUCCAAAGAUCACAGUGGUUCAGAAAGUCCCAUUAGUGAUGAAGAAGAGAGAAUCCAGUCCAAGCUUUCAGACCCCCAUGCAAUCGAAGCUGAAAAGUUUCAGUGCAGUUUAUGCAACAAGACCUAUUCAACUUUCUCUGGGUUGGCCAAACACAAGCAGCUGCACUGUGAUGCCCAGUCUAGGAAAUCAUUCAGCUGCAAGUACUGUGACAAGGAGUAUGUCAGUCUGGGAGCACUUAAGAUGCACAUCAGGACCCACACACUACCUUGUGUCUGCAAGAUCUGCGGCAAGGCUUUCUCCAGACCCUGGCUACUUCAAGGACACAUUAGAACUCACACUGGGGAGAAGCCGUUUUCCUGUCCUCACUGCAACAGGGCUUUUGCAGACAGAUCCAAUCUGAGGGCUCAUCUGCAGACCCACUCAGAUGUGAAGAAAUACCAGUGCAAAAAUUGCUCCAAAACUUUCUCCAGAAUGUCUCUUCUGCACAAACAUGAGGAAUCUGGCUGCUGUGUAGCGCACUGA